This is a messenger RNA of Seriola aureovittata, 1289 nucleotides long. It is a transcript of the gene sox32, whose product is annotated as SRY-box transcription factor 32. NCBI's taxonomy places the organism in Eukaryota, Metazoa, Chordata, Actinopteri, Carangiformes, Carangidae. The record is from RefSeq and is a predicted model, not a curated record. Gene Ontology annotation, biological process: cell differentiation; anatomical structure morphogenesis; regulation of DNA-templated transcription. The transcript has 2 exons. The coding region runs from base 228 to 1208 and encodes 326 amino acids. Gene Ontology annotation, molecular function: RNA polymerase II cis-regulatory region sequence-specific DNA binding; DNA-binding transcription factor activity, RNA polymerase II-specific.
CUUUAAAACAGACCCACGUCUCCCAUCUGAAGUUUCGUGAGGUCGUUGACUGGGGCGUCAGAUGGGCCUAUCACCGACCCGAGAAAACACCUGGAAUUCACACCUUAAAUCCACUCCUCCUGGCCUCCUAUUGGUGGAGCUGCAGCAUAUAUCCGUCACCCGGCAUGACCCCGACGAUGACAGCGGUCUGCAGCUGAGCCAAUAACAUCAUCACAGUCGGUGUAGCCAUGCGUUUCAGCCACGACCCCGCAGCUUUCCAGCUUUGCGCAAACAGCUCCAUGUUCGACGGCGAAGAUUGCGGAUCCGCAGACGCGGAGCAGAUGAUCGAGAUCCGCUCCCCGAGUUCGGGGCCUUCAAGCCCGCUGUCCGUCAACUCGGACUCCAGCUGCACCAGUCCUGUAGCCAAGUCUGCCUCAACGGAGAAGAGGGUCAGGAGGCCCUUGAACGCCUUCAUCAUCUGGACCAAAGAGGAGCGCAGGCGGCUGGCGCAGCUCAAUCCAGACCUGGAGAACACUGACCUGAGCAAAAUACUUGGAAAGACCUGGAAGGCCAUGUCCUUGGCUGAGAAGCGUCCCUACAUGCAGGAGGCUGAGCGUCUGAGGGUCCAGCACACCAUCGAUUAUCCCAACUACAAGUACAGACCCCGCAGGAGGAAGCAGCUGAAGAAAAGCUCCAAGCCACAGACCGCUGAGGCCGCUCUCCCCCCACUCUGCAGCCCAGGCCUCACAGUGCCCUACAACCUCACAUACCUGCUCCAGAACCAGCAGCAGACCUUCCCCAGCACGCCUGCUUUCCCGGCUAACUUCACCCCUCUGCACAGCAGCUACCAAAACACUCCAGUGUUCCCAGACACAGCAGCAGCAGCAGCAGAGACCUUCUCAAACAAGCCUGUGCUGUAUUCAAAUCCGCCUUCAUACCUGUCAGAGCACCAGCUGUAUUUUGGCAGUCAGCACGGGCACAUGCCGUGCGGUUUCUCUGAAGGGUCGCACGUGGAGCAAGGGGAGUCCAGGUUUUACGGGGGCCCGCUGAGUCCUGCUGGGCCGACCCUGGAGUUUUACUUGGAACAGGUUCAGCUGGACAUGCUGUACGAUCUGGACCGCAGCGAGUUCGAACAAUACCUGGGGCCUCCUCCACACAGGCCCGAGUCAGUGGAUCCCAGCAGCUACCAUCAACAGACCAGCCACAGAGAGGGACGCUCACUAUCAUAAAACCACCACAAAUGGUGUAUUUAUUUAAAUUAUUUCAGUGUAUCACUUGAUAAUGACUGCUGAAAGUGUAUAUUGUGUAUU